AUGAAAAAGGUUUGUGCAGGGCCACCACUUCCACAUGUCGUGCUUGUGGCAAGAAAGGCCAUUGGGCUACUGCUUCCAAGUGUCCUGCCAGGAAUGCCAGAUGCAGGGAGUGUCACCUCUACUGCACGACCGAAGCCUCAGCCUUCCCCUAAAGUCCGCGUGUCAAUUCGGCAUAAUGAUUUAUCAGGGAGUCUUGCCAUCAUCCCUGACUCAGGUGCAGGUAAGGAGUUGUGCAUCCCUGAUGCCCUUUCCCGGUCACCUGUGAGUCGCCCAACGAUGGAAGACGGUGCCUUCGAUGCUGAAAUGGACACCUCUGUCAAGAUUGUAGCUCUGCAUGCUGUUCAGUCUACUAAAGCAUCAGAAGCCAUAGACGAGCAAGAGGAUCUCUUCUUGGAAGAAUUGCGGACAGCUGCCUCUAAGGAUGCUUCUUAUGAGGAGCUGCUUCACCAUGUAAAGUCAGGGUUCCCCAAAGACCGCUACAACCUGCCAAGUGCCUUGCGACCGUACUGGAAGAUUCGCAAUGAAUUGUACAACGAUGGUGACUUGGUGCUGUAUGGACCUCGAGUGGUUGUCCCUGCUUCUUUACGUCGUAGCACCCUAGCUCGCCUGCAUGACAGUCACUGUGGCGUGGAAGCAACAAAGCGUCGUGCACAACAGACAGUCUUUUGGCCAGGCAUUAAUGCUGACAUUGUAAACACUGUCCGUGCCUGUGAGCCAUGCCAGCGCCUACAGCCUAGUCAGCAACAGGAGCCACUGAUUUUGGAUGACAAACCCACAAGACCAUUUAUGUCUGUGUCGGCAGACUUUUUCAGUGUUGCUGGAAAACACUUCUUGGUGUAUGCUGACAGACUAUCAGGAUGGCCUGUCGUCAUCCCAUGUGGAACUAGUGCAACAAGUGCUUCGACAAUCAGAUUCUUCCGGCAUUUGUUCCGUGAUCUGGGUGUGCCAGUUCGCCUACGCACUGACGGCGGACCCCAGUUCUCCAGCCGGGAAUUUGCAACUUUCCUUCAGCGAUGGGGAGUACGUCAUGCUAUGUCAAGCCCCCAUUACCCACAGUCCAAUGGGCAUGCAGAAGCUGCUGUGAAGAAGGUCAAGCAUCUGAUCAUGAAGACAGCACCCAACGGAAAUAUUGACAGCGAGGAGUUCGACAGAGGAUUACUGGAGUUACGUAACACCCCAAACUUCACUGGUCGAUCUCCUGCUCAGAUUCUGUUUGGCAUGCCCCUUCGCUCCUGUGUGCCUGCCCACUCUAGUGCCUUCAUGAAGGAGUGGCAGACCAAGGCUGAGGACUGCGACCGUCGUGCCGCAGUACGGGCCAAGGACGUGAAGACCCGCUAUGACAAGCGUGCCCACUCACUUUCCAAGUUAGAGAUUGGGGCGCAAGUGCGAGUCCAGGAUCCCACAUCCAAGCGUUGGGAUAAGGUCGGCACUGUCAUGGGUAUUGGCAAAUCUCGUGAUUAUCACAUCAGGCUCCCAAGUGGCCGUAUACUGUGGCGCAAUCGACGCUUCUUGCGCCCUACACAACUCGUGAUUGGAAACUCAGCAGAUCUGGAAGAACAGCAGUCAGACGACGCACCAGGAUCUUCCGCCCCAUCUGUGCCUGUUGAACCUCGACGUUCGGAACGUAUCAAGUUGAAGUCCGUUCAAGACUCCCGCUAGUGAACGUGAAGGGGGGAGGGAGAUGUGGGUUGUGAUAGUGAAGUGAGUUGUGAUAACAAUGUGAGUUGUGAGUGCCAUGUUGUGAUGCCAAUGCAUAUGGAUUAUAAUGCCAGUAUUAUCGUACGCAUAUUGUGAUAAUUAUGUUAUUAUAUUAUAUACACUACCUUUUG
Penaeus indicus is the source of this 1829-nucleotide messenger RNA. RefSeq lists its product as uncharacterized. The coding region runs from base 1 to 1659 and encodes 552 amino acids. The transcript has 2 exons. Gene Ontology annotation, molecular function: nucleic acid binding. Gene Ontology annotation, biological process: DNA integration. The record is from RefSeq and is a predicted model, not a curated record. Lineage: Eukaryota; Metazoa; Arthropoda; Malacostraca; Decapoda; Penaeidae.